AUGUCCCAACCCGACAGCAGCCGACGUGCCAAGUCCAUUGGUCACUACAUCCUAGGCAAGACGAUUGGAGAGGGCACCUUCGGGAAGGUCAAGCUUGGCACGCACAUCUUGACCUCGGAGCGUGUUGCCGUGAAGAUCCUCGAGAAGGAGAGGAUUGUUGAAGUUGCAGACGUGGAGCGGGUUGCCCGUGAGGUACACAUUUUGAAGCUCAUCCGGCACCCUCACAUUGUGCAACUCUACGAGAUCAUUGAGACGCGGAGGCAGCUCUACCUCAUCAUGGAGUACGCCAGUGGUGGGGAGCUGUUCGAUUACAUUGUCGCGAAGGGCCGUGUGCCCGAACCGGAGGCAUGCCGCUUCUUCCACCAGAUUAUUGCCGGACUGGAGAAGGUUCAUGCCAUGAACAUCGUGCACCGGGAUCUCAAGCCCGAGAACCUCCUUCUGGACGAGCACAAUAAUAUCAAGAUUGUUGACUUCGGCCUGAGCAACGUUUUCAGGCAGGGUCAGCUUCUGAAGACUGCCUGCGGCUCUCCGUGCUACGCCGCACCUGAGAUGAUUGCAGGCCACAGCUACGUGCCGCACCUUUGCGACAUGUGGAGCUGUGGGGUGAUUCUCUUCGCCCUGGUCUGUGGGUACCUGCCCUUUGAGGACCAAAACACAUCUGCAUUGUACAAGAAGAUCCUGGCUGCAGAGUACAAAACGCCAAAGUUUAUCAGCGAGGCGGCACCGGUCACUUCACCCCACCCCUCCAUUUCCAGGAGUCGGUAG
Messenger RNA from Effrenium voratum, 765 nucleotides. The record is from the annotation of a GenBank genome assembly. NCBI's taxonomy places the organism in Eukaryota, Dinophyceae, Suessiales, Symbiodiniaceae.